AUGUCUUCUUCUCAAGCUAGACACACCAUUAAUAUGCCCACUAGUUACGAUCUUCAGAACACGGCAGCAGCCUUUGUGCGCGAAUACACCUCAGCUGUACAACAACAACAACAACAGCAACAACAACAACAAAUUCAACAGAUCCAACAGAUCCAACAAAUUCAGCAGGUUCAAGCUCAAGUGCAAGCACAAUCCCAACAGUAUGCAAAGACUUUACAGUCAUAUCAAGCACACCUGCAACAACAGCUUCCUCCUUUGAUGCAACCACCGCCCUCACCCAACACCCUCUCUUACUACUACCAUCAAGAUCGAGGCUGGCUACGACUUGAGCGAUCCGGAAGCGUAGACGCCUACCAUCAUGCAGAGCUUCAACGAGCAUUAGCUCGAGGAAGCGCUUCUGAUCAUCAAUAUUUGGAUAGCAUCUUGAAUGCCGCUGGUACGGCACCAUAUGAAGACACCCAGUCAGCAUUGCAGCAGUCUACUCAAGGCGCACACUCAAUAUACUAUCAUAAGGAUCUACAAAAGCCAGAUCGAGUUCUCUAUGCACCACAGCAGGCUUUUCGGGCUCAAGCAGGACAAACCUCGAUCCAUGACUACAUACAACAUAGGAGCCAGAUUCCAACCCAGUUAGAGCCGCAGCAAGUACAAUACCGACAUCGACAGCACCAACAUCAACUUCACCAGCACCCGCAUCCUCGACAAACCUCCGGCAUUUACCCUCAUGUACAACAAUCCCAACAUCAACACUAUUCUGGCGUCUUACCAGCGUAUCAACAGCAAGUCUUAUCUCACGCCCACGUACCUGUGCAGUACCAGCCUACUCAUGCUCAACUUCAACUCCAGCAACAACAGCAAAUUCAACAUGCGAUUCAGCAGCAACAGCAUCAGCAACAGCAGCUGCAGCAGCGUUUAUCUAGUGGAAGCCAACAGCAAGCGGCUCAAUAUCAGUUGCACGCAUCGCUUGAACAGCAACUUGCACAUAGCCGACAAGCCGGAUUUGAUCAAGUGUCAAUGAAUGGCUAUGUUCAGCUUGUCCCAUCGGCAGCGCACCUACAGUAUCCAACGCAGAGCACUAAUCAACAGCUUCAACUGCAACAGCAAGCUCAGUUACAUGCUCAGGCUCAAGUUCAAGCCCAACUGCAGCAACAGCAACUUCAUCAGCAAAUAUUGUAUGCUCAUCACGCUCAAGCACAGGAGCAACAUCAGCAGCAGGCGAUACAACAACACCACCAACAGCAACUUGUAAAGUCUACGGCCAGCAUUGACUCGGGACCAAAGACAAUUGUCAAAAUCCAAAUGCCGCGUGUGAUGUUUGAGUUGGAUGUUCAGGUGCAAUAUGCAGACGGCUCGAUUCAUCAUGAGAAAAUUGAUCCGACAAAGCCUGAAUGGAGAGAUGCAUUACUGGCACAUGCUCAUACAUUGUACGCUACAGAGGCAGCUAAUCCGACAUCUGACUCUCAGCUUGUAUCAAUCCUGGAAAUGAUUCAUCAAAUCCAUCCAUCCCAUCUGCCAACGCUUCUUUUGCUUGCUUGUGUGCAUUAUACUCAACGUAAUUACGGAAAGUCACUCGAGUAUAAUCAUGCCAUCCUGACCAAGGAUCCAAACUAUGUGGAGGCAAUGAGUAACAUUGGUACGACUUUGCGAAGCAUGGGACGGCAGUCUGAGGCCGAAUCAUGGUGGUGGAAGGCCGUUCGACUGAGACCUGGAUAUUGGGACGCCGUCGAGAAUUUGAUUGGGGUUUUGUGCUCAGGAUACGGUGUUUCAGAGUCUCAGGCCCAGACACCCAAGGAGGCCUCAACUAGCGAGGCUGUGGCUUCUGAAACAGAGUCAUCAAAGCCAAAAACUGAAAAGCCAGCAACCGUUCAGCAACCUCCUAGAUAUAAGGAGGCGCUCAAGAUCUGUGAGUUCGUAGAGGUAAACGUUCUACCAGAUCCUUCUGACCCUACAGGAGAGCAGCCACCACCGCUUCCGAUUCAACAUACUCCAAGGCUCCAGAAUUUACUCUAUGCUAAAGGCAACCUCAAGUAUGCUCUUGGUGAUGUUGCCGGUGCACGCCGAGAGUACGAACGAAGUUUGGAGAUUGUGUUUGGCCCAGGUAUUGGGGCAAUGCAAGUGGUGAAUGAGCUUAUGUGCUUGACCAGAAUGAGUGCUGGCUACCCUCGGCCUACACCUCGUGAGCUUGAUGGCGCCAUGCUGCUACUCCGCCCCGAAGAGGCUCUUCAAGUCACACAGGUUGUAUUUCGUGACACUGGUGGUAUCCUUCCGGGGUUGGCUGCUCUAGCAGCGUCUUGUAAUGAAUCUGGAGUUUCAAGUACUCAGAAUGGAGUAAGCACCUCGCUUUGGCAACAGGCUAAUCAGACCACUAGCACUAUCCUUUUGACUCUGGCCAAGCUCUUCCAGGAUGUUAUGGAUCAACCUGCCAAGGCGAAGGAACUAGCUGGGGCUGACAAUUUUAUUCCAACCAUGUCGAUACUGCUGCCGCUAUACUAUCUCAGUUUGGCUUUAAACCCAUCGCCUUCGACUUGCAACAAUUUAGGGAUCUUAUUAAGCUCAAUCCCACCCACAGCAAAGAUCUUUUCGUAUCCAGCUCCUGCUCAACCUAUGCAGCUUCAGAUCCAGGCAAAUGGUUUGGUCAUUCCUACUCAAGCUGCGCCAGCAUAUCCAAUCACUGGACAAGCACUUGCUCUUCAGUUCUACAAUUAUGGUCUUCAGCUUGAUCCACGUCAUCCUCAUCUUUACACUAACCUGGGAUCUUUGCUUAAGGACAUGGGACAAUUGAAUGAGGCCGUCGCAAUGUACGAGAAGGCGGUGGAGUGCAACCCUCGCUUUGAUGUGGCCUUGGCCAACCUCGGUAACGCAGUCAAAGAUUUGGGUAAAGUUCAAGACAGUAUCCAGUGGUACAAGCGUGCUGUGGAGAUCAAUCCCAACUUUUCUGAAGCUGUCUGUGGAUUGGUUAAUGCGCUGGGUGGCGUUUGUGACUGGCGUGGAAGAGGCGGAGUUGGUGCCGUGAGCGUUAGUGCCUCCGGCCGAUUAGAGAUUAUAAAUGUUUCGUCAAUAGAGAAGCGACCGACCUCUGGUUUUAUGGGUAAAGUUUCCGAAAUUGUUGAGAAGCAGCUAACAGAAGGGGCUGUCUGGGGCAUGGGAUUGGUAAGAGUAUUCCGUCAGCAGUUGUGGCAGGUGAUCUUACGCGCAUUUCUGGAUUCAGACCCCUGUCAUCGCGAUGCAGCCCUUUGGCAGGCACGAUUGGAUGGUUGGGCUAGUCGUACAGAUAUAAAGGAUCGUCGAAAUGAAGGCGGUUGGAUUAUUCGGCUAAUAGAGAGGGCAUCGAGGCGUCUUCAACGUAAAUGGUAUUUGGAAAAGUAUAGUCCCAAUUCAACGCGAACCCGACGUCCUAGCUCGGAAAUCAAGGAGCAAUAUCAGCGACCAAUGCUUCCUCAUGGAAUGGCUCCUCCUCCAGUACCAACCGUCCUUCCAUUCCACACUUUCACCUAUCCCCUAAGCGCUCGACAGGUUCGCCUGAUUUCACAUAGGAAUGCUCUUCGGAUUACACAUGGAACUUUGGGAUCUAAUUGGCUACCAAGUACUGUGUACCCUCCCCCUGCACCGCCCUCCCCACGUCUCAAGAUUGGUUACAUUAGCAGCGAUUUCAACAACCAUCCGCUAUCGCAUCUGAUGCAGAGUGUUUUUGGUAUGCAUGACAAGACUCGCUUCGAAGUUUUCUGUUAUGCAACCACCCCAGCCGAUCAAACACCCUAUAGAGUUAAGAUUCAAAGCGAAGUUGAACAUUUUAUCGAGGUUUCCACCUGGAGCACCCAGGCAGUUGUCGAACGGGUUGUUGAAGAUGGCAUUCAUGUGCUCGUCAAUCUGAAUGGGUACACCAAAGGUGCUAGGAACGAGAUUUUUGCAGCACGACCUAGUCCCGUUCAGGUAUCCUUUAUGGGUUUUGCUGGGACAUUGGGUGCUGGUUGGUGCGACUAUAUUGUUGCUGAUCCUGUAGUUUGCCCACCCGAGAUGGUGACGGGAGUCGCAUGGAAGAGAAAACAACGAAAUUUCAUCCUUGAGAACCCCACUCGUGUCAAUGGAGAGUCAGUUCGAGGAGGCACGGGACCAAAGAGACGACCUAGUACUGAUGCCGAAAAAGACAUUAAGGUGGAGCAAGGUUCUACCAACCCCUUGACACCAAACAUACUAUCCUUCUCCCAUCAGAAUUUCUCUGAUUUUGAGGGUGAAGUGGAUCCCGAAGAUAACGGCGAUGACUGGGUCUACACAGAAAAGUUUAUAUACAUGCCUCAUAGCUAUUUUGUCAACGAUCACCGGCAAGGCUUCCGUGAGGAGGAGAAGGAAAAGGAAAAGCGAUUGCUUAUGGCGACUGAGCCUCAUUUAGCUAUGAGUCCUGAGUGGAAUUGGGUUUUGGAGCAAGACCGACGAUGGCAGAUGCGUAAGGAAUUAUUCCCUGGCCUUGCCGAGAAUACCGUCAUUUUUGCCAACUUUAACCAGCUAUAUAAGAUUGAUCCACUAAUUUUCAAAGUGUGGCUACAGAUUUUGGCUCGAGUGCCCAACUCCAUCCUCUGGCUACUACGAUUCCCUGCUGCUGGGGAGCCUCAUUUGCUUCGCACGGCCAACGAAUGGGCUGGCCCUUCAGUCGCAUCACGUGUAAUUUUCACAGAUGUGGCGCCUAAGCAGGUUCACAUCCAUCGUGGUCGUAUUGCGGACCUUUUCUUGGACACUCCUGAAUGUAAUGCUCACACAACUGCUGCAGAUAUUCUAUGGAGCGGCACUCCGAUCCUCACGUUCCCAAAGUAUGCUCAUAAGAUGUGUUCUCGGGUUGGUGCCAGCAUUGCUUAUGCCACUGGACACGGCAACGAGAUGAUCGUUAACACUGAGGAGGAAUACGAAGACCGAGCAGUUAGCUUUGCGCAGGGUUGCCGGUGGGAGUAUGUGGAAGACAAUGUUCUAAAAAGUAGGCUUGGUCUUACUAACUCUAUGGUAGCUGGCACUGGAACAACAAACGGCAUUAACCAUGCACAGAUCAUGAAGAAUACUUCCAGCACUUCAUUGACGCAACCAUUGCACACACCUGAUUCAGUGAACGGAGCAAUGAGCCAUAUUGGCGCCAUAAAUGGAAAUAGUGCCCCUGUAGUGCAUUCUCAACUAUUGCAGCAACAACAUCAAAUGGCAAUAUACACACAGCAACAUCCAAUGCAACAAACACAUCAGCCUUUGGUACAAUCCCAACAAUCCGUUGUCCAUUGGAUCGGCCAUGGCCCACUGAUUGAACUGCGAAGGAAAUUGUGGGAGAAUCGAGACCGAUCUUUGCUCUUUGAUACCUUGCGGUGGACACGAAACUUGGAGAAAGGCUUUUGUGAGGCUUGGAGGCGUUGGGAGAGCGGUCAGGAAUUCGAUGAAUUAGUGGAGAACUCUGCGUUAGGCCAUGCUGUAGGCAGUCAAUCACGACGAUCUGGAGGAAACAUCGUUGUGGAAAAUGACGGAGAUAUGCAUAUGACGCCUCCGAUAGCAAAUGGACACGUACGAGCGAAUGGGGUUGGAAACAAUUACGGAAGUACUUCCAAUAGCACUGAGACUAACAAUAACAAUGGAAGUAGUAGUGGAGUUGGUGCUCACGACAUGAUAGCGAAGGUGUCUGCUUCAUCUGAUUCAGGAAUAACAAGGCAGUCAUUUGAGGCAACAGGUAUCAACAGUAACAAUGGUAGUUAUAGUAAUAGUGGCAUGCAUGGCCCUUUAACUGGCUCUUCAGCGGCAACAUCGACAACGGCGUCCAUUCACCCUCUUUAUGUCCCGCCACCUCCAGCUAACUCAGGCACUAUUGUGUCAGAGGCUUUAUCGUCGUCACCAACUCGGGUAACGCUCACAAAGAGGCAUUCAUCGACUAAUGGCUAUGGAGCAUACAAGUCUAGUUCGAAUGGCAGUGCAGGCACUUUUAGCGGCUAUGGUAUCCCUGAAGGUCAGAUUGAUCCGGGUCAGCAUGGAGAGCCAAGACGGGCGAGUAAUGGCGGAGGGAUUAUGAUGAAGACUCGAGUCGAGCGGCUAGACCAACAGAUUCGUAGGCCAGAUGUUGGCUGUAUCUUUGUUCGCGAUGAAACCUCAGCAUUUGUUUGA
This is a messenger RNA of Lobosporangium transversale, 6117 nucleotides long. Its product is annotated as glycosyl transferase family 41-domain-containing protein. The transcript has 3 exons. Gene Ontology annotation, molecular function: glycosyltransferase activity; protein binding. Lineage: Eukaryota; Fungi; Mortierellomycota; Mortierellomycetes; Mortierellales; Mortierellaceae. Gene Ontology annotation, biological process: protein O-linked glycosylation. Bases 1 to 6117 code for a protein of 2038 amino acids. The record is from RefSeq and is a predicted model, not a curated record.